Molecule: messenger RNA, 3801 nt
Organism: Microsporum canis CBS 113480
Lineage: Eukaryota; Fungi; Ascomycota; Eurotiomycetes; Onygenales; Arthrodermataceae
Product: WD repeat protein
Exons: 1
Coding region: 1-3801 (1266 amino acids)
Biological process (GO): TOR signaling; regulation of actin cytoskeleton organization
Cellular component (GO): TORC2 complex; TORC1 complex
Molecular function (GO): protein binding
Source: RefSeq, a predicted model, not a curated record
AUGUUUACGCAGGUUGAGAGAGAUUGCCGACCUGGAACAGGGUUACUUAUGGCGCUUGAUAAAGUAUCGUUGCCUCGAAGAAGCGCCCGGAUUCUAAAAACUUUAGAGCCCACCGAAGAUUCAGAUGAUGAUUAUGAUAACGAUGAUGCAGAACAGGAAGCACAGCGGUUACUUCAACAAUUUCUAUGUCGAAAAGAAUCGCCUUCUCGCCAGAGGGCGCCAUCAACAACUUCGUUGAAAAGGAAGGCUGACUGUCUCACUGAUAGAGAGCACUAUCAUCUCCCGGAGCCAAAGAUACCACUAUCCAUAGCUGGAGAUAACACUGGAAAUCAGGGUAGAAAAGAUGGCUCUCGGGAGACAAGUAAUGCAAUAACCAAGGAUUUGUCCUCAAAAGAUAAUGAGAAUUCGGAGAAUCAACCCCCUGAUUUGAUUGAGCGAGAUGGCUUACCUCCUCCCUCCCCCAACUGGGCUGGGGACACUGGUAACACUCCUGAUGUGUUUUCUACAGGUUUGGAUGGUUCUGGCAGGACUUGGGCUGCGUUGCCCGAAGCAACACAUAAUAGCAAUAAUAACACACUAGACUCGGAAUCUUCCUGUGUUGACACCCCCCACUCUCCUACUUCACAAUGUACAUCAUGCACUCUUCCUACAUCGGUGUCUUUUAGCUCUUGCUCAUCUUCCUUUGGAAAUACACAAACUACCUCUACGGAUAUACCACUACGGAGGCCACCAGGUUCCCCAAACCUUUCGAAGAUGGGUAACCAUGCAAUUCCAACGAGGAGAUCUAAGCGUGAAAAACUUCAACCAAUUAAUUAUUAUGCGCCCAUCCCUGGGUUUACGGACUGCGAUGAAGAUUAUGAAAUGGAAGCCCCCGAACAAAUAACCAUCGAUCAACAACCUCCCCCGCAACUUCCAAGCCUUGCAACCAAACGAGUUGAGACUGUCAAACCUCGGCUUAUAUAUCAAUCACACUCCUUUCAUAUCUUACAAGAGCCCCUCAACUCCAACCGCCUGAACGAUAAUAAUACAGAGGCCGGCCUUCCAUAUGCCUCUUCGGAGACAAGGAGGAAGAGCGAGGAAUUGAUCUCGCGUAAAGCCAUGGAAGAAGGGAGCACACUUUUCCAUGUUGACUUCAUUCUGAACGAGAUGACAUCGCUCUAUACCCUCCUAUGUGGCCAUUCUGUUCCAGAUGACGAGACGCCUGUACAAGAUCAUCUAUCCAAUGCUAUCCAAUUUGUCGACAUUAAAUGGGUGGUCAAAAAAAUCAGGAAAUUACGAAAAUUAAAUUCUUCGUUGCCUCCAGGAUUUGAUAUAAAUAGCAUAUUCAGUCCUGAAUUAUCACGGUUGAAAUUGUCAAAGAGAUGGCAAAGGGUAGUGAGACGAAUUGCCAGAGUAUGUGGCGAAUCCGUCGUGGAUAAUCGCCCGGAGGGGUACAUAAACAUGAUCGAGGGGAUUGGUCGAACUGCCAUUACUACUGUCCUUCAAGAAUGCGAAACCAUCCGUGAGUUAGAACACAGGAAUCUCAAGGUUAUUCGAAAGUUCCUCUUGGACGCACAAGCUAGAGUUCUCUCUAGCACUCCCUCAAGUUUGGUAACCUAUCGUUCUUCAGCCCCGUCUCCUCGUGUACCUUUGGCCUAUACGGAUGUUAACCUACCGUCUGCUCUAUUGCGGUCCCGCCAAAUAGGCCACAUGCGUCACGGAGGGAAAAACCGCGCCAUUGCCAGCUUACGCGAGCUACGUUCCAGAAAAUGGGAAUUGUGGAAAACGUGGAAAGGGGCUUCUCACGAUGUAAUGGUGUUAUCAUGGGCGCCGGAUGGGACUCAAUUUGUUGCCGGCACCACCACGCACUGUGAAGACAAUAUGCAGUAUAACCGCAAUAAUAACCUGCUCUUGGGAGAUUUGGUUAUGGGCUCAAUCAGAGAACUGCCCGACCACCGAGUCCCUCGCCCUCUAAUCGCUACUGGAGACUUCGCAAACCAGAACACGUUUAACAGUCUUGAUCCUGAUUUAUAUAUGACAAUAAGCGCGGUCCAGUGGUCAGAGAGCUAUCUAUAUACAGCCAGCUAUGACAAAACUGUGAAGGUAUGGGAGACACAGCCACAAGUACGUUGCGUUCAGACCCUGCUUCACCCUGAAAAGCUUGAUGUUAUGGCUAUAUCUGGAGCCGUGGACCACCUUGUAGCUACAGGGUGUCAGGAUACCUGUCCAGUUCGAAUCUGGUCAGCAACGUCAAAUAAUGCACAUAGUUGUGUUGAGUUGAACAAGUAUCCUGGUUACGUGCCUUCGUCGUUGACCUGGGGCUCAAACUCUUCCUGUGCAGAUAUGCUAGCGGCAGGCCUGUCUAGAAAAUUCACUAGAUCAACCUUCUCAUCCUCAAAAUACGGAUCGAUUGUGCUUUGGCAGGUAGAAGCGUCUUAUGUCAACCGCUUAAUGGAAUGGGAGAUGUCCCAACAUAUUUCUGACAUUAAAUGGCACUCUACCAAACCCUUAUUUAUUGCUGGAUGUUCCACACCUACAAAACUGGUGAGAUCAACCGGCACCAACAUCCGCUCCGUCGUCCAUCUUUACGAUCCUCUAAGGUCAAAGCAUGAAGUCGGCUCGUUCAAUUGUUCCGCGUUAGAUAUAAACGAAGUCACGUUCUGUCCAGUAGAUGACAACUAUAUUACAGCUAGCUGUACAGACAACUUGACUUACGUUUGGGAUCGCCGCAAUCCAUCCAGUGUAUUGCAUAAACUUGGGCAUGGGAAACCCAUUAGCCAAUUGGAUACGUCUGUUCCUCAAGAAGAGGAUGACACUGGUGUAUGUUUAGCAAUCUGGAGCGGCGCGUCUUUUUAUACCGGAGGCUCGGAUGGUAUAAUCAAAUCCUGGGAUGUUAGACGUUCCGCGGACGAUCUGAUUGUCGAAGACAUUGCCAGUUUCAGCCAUGGAAUAAUGUCUGGCGCGCUAUCUCCUGACCAAACAAAUAUUUUAGCUGGCGAUAGCGGUGGAUCCAUCCAUGUACUUUCGACAGCACCCUUCAGCCGUGAAAACGGCCAGGACCUAACUUACGAGGCCGCAGUAAUUGAUACCCAAGAUGAUGCGGAGGAGAAAGUAAGCGGUAUUCUGGAGGCAAAAAAGCUUAUAGAGUCCGGACAGCUCUCAAGGCACCCGAAAUUUGGAGUUGGUAAGGGAGUUUGCUACGAAGGGCCUUUCGCUUCUUGGGCUCGUCCCCCAGAGACCCACCCAAAUGACAUGUCAGUUACUCCUUUGCAUCCGACCAUUCAGGAACAGCAGUUAGACGGGCCUCCUGUACACCAAAGACUGCUUCUCAGCAACGAAGAUCAGCAACGUAUUUUCAAACACAUAUCUCUAGCUACUGCUCGGAAUCAACGGGGCACAGAAAUCCAACCCCCUCGCGGGCUACGUCGUACUCAACAGCCGCUUACGCCAACUACAGGCUACCAAAGCCCUCAAAGCUCUUCAAGGGAAGUAAUCGAGAUUAGCAGCGACGAAAGCGACGUUCGUUGUCGCAGAAGAACCCGAAAGAUUCCAUUUCGCAGCUGUCGGAAAGUUACGCUGGCCACUCCAUCGCGGCCCAUGACAAGAAGUUUCAAGAUCAAGUCUGAGCUAGUUUCACCAGAUAAAUCAGUAUGCAUUGAUUUGACUGGUGAUGGAUCAGACGAUGGCAUUUUAUCUCCCUCCUCACUCUCAUCCCAUGCAACUUGCAUUUCGAAAGAGCAACAGGAUACGGCUAUGGAUGACAACUUAGAAGAAGAUGGCUGGUGGCCACAUAGCAGGGAUAUCUUAGCGUUAGACUAUUGA